Polyodon spathula (Mississippi paddlefish) is the source of this 5379-nucleotide messenger RNA. RefSeq names its product regulator of nonsense transcripts 2-like. The transcript has 22 exons. Gene Ontology annotation, biological process: nuclear-transcribed mRNA catabolic process, nonsense-mediated decay. Gene Ontology annotation, cellular component: exon-exon junction complex; cytoplasm. Gene Ontology annotation, molecular function: protein binding; RNA binding. The coding region runs from base 212 to 4051 and encodes 1279 amino acids. Lineage: Eukaryota; Metazoa; Chordata; Actinopteri; Acipenseriformes; Polyodontidae. The record is from RefSeq and is a predicted model, not a curated record.
AAAAAAUAACGAUACAGGAGAAAUGUGACUAAGAAUAAUCUGUAUUUGAAAAAAAUUAUGUUUGGUCUAUGUUUAUGGGAUAUAUUUUAGUAAUUGUUUACACUAUUAUUUAUUUAGUUCAGGCACUAGUUUUGGGUAAUCGUUCGUGGAGGUCUUUUAACAAGGUUUUUAUUUACCUGGAAACAAGUCUGAUGUUUACAGAAAUUGAAGUAUGCCUGCAGAACGCAAGAAGUUGGUAAACAUGGAUGAGAAAGAGGCGAGUUCUGUCAGCAGCAAAGACAAAGAGAGUGGAGAUAGGCGACCUGCCUCCACUAGGGAGAAGGGAAAGGAUGAUUGCAAACUCGGCAGCAAGAAGGACAAUCUGAAGGCUGCAGAGGAAAAGAAGAGGAGACUGGAGGAAGAGAAGCGUAAGAAGGAAGAAAAGGAAUGGAAGAAGAAAGAAGAGGAGAAGCUGAAAGCUGAAGAGGACCAGAAACAGAAAGAGGAGGAAGAGAAAAGAAUGCAGGAGGAGGAGGAAAAGAGGCUGCAGGAGGAAGAAGAAAGAAGACAGCAUGAAGAAGCAGCAGCACAAGUAAAAGAAAAAGAAGAAGCACAUCAGUUACAUCAGGAGGCGUGGGAGCGCCACCAAUCCCGGAAAGAGCUUCGCAGCAAGAACCAGAAUGCCCAGGAUGGCCGUCCUGAGGAAACAUUUUUCAGCAGGCUUGAUUCUAGCCUCAAGAAGAACACUGCCUUUGUCAAGAAGCUGAAAACUAUGACAGAGCAGCAGAGAGACUCUCUCUCCAGUGAUUUCAGUAGCCUCAACCUUAGCAAGUAUAUUGCAGAGGCUGUUGGCUCCGUUGUGGAGGCAAAGUUAAAAAUAUCUGAUGUUAACUGUGCUGUUCAUCUGUGUUCUCUCUUCCACCAGCGCUAUGCUGAAUUUGCAUCUUUGCUUCUCCAAUCCUGGAAAAAGCACUUUGAAGCAAGAAAAGAGGAGAAAACUCCCAAUGUAAGCAAGCUGAGAACCGACCUCCGCUUCAUCGCUGAGUUGACGAUUGUCGGGAUUUUUACUGAUAAAGAGGGUUUGUCCCUCAUCUAUGAGCAGCUGAAAAACAUCAUCAACACAGACCGUGAGACACACAUGCAUGUUUCAGUGGUGAUCAGUUUUUGCAAGCACUGUGGGGAUGACAUUGCUGGGCUUGUGCCCAGGAAGGUGAAACUGGCUGCUGAGAAGUUUAGCUUGAGUUUCCCUCUGAGUGAGAUCAUCAAUUCUGAGAAGCAGCAACCCUUCCAGAACCUGCUAAGGGAGUACUUCACUUCCCUGACCAAACACCUGAAGAAAGACCACAGAGAGUUGCAGAACACAGAGAGACAAAACAGGCGUAUUCUGCAUUCCAAGGGGGAGCUGAGUGAAGACAGACACAAGCAAUUUGAAGAGUUUGCUACAUCUUAUCAAAAGCUGCUUGCUAACACUCAGUCUUUGUCAGACCUUCUGGAUGAAAACAUGCCAGAACUUCCACAAGAUAAAACUGUACAAGAAGAGCAUGGUCCUGGCAUUGACAUCUUUACUCCUGGCAAGCCUGGAGAGUAUGACCUGGAAGGAGGAAUCUGGGAGGAUGAAGACGCACGCAACUUCUAUGAAAAUAUGGUCGAUCUGAAAGCCUUUGUACCUGCAAUAUUGUUUAAAGAUAACGAGAAGAGUUCUCAGAACAAAGACAACAAGGAAGAAGCAAAAGAAGUUAAAGAUGGGAAGGAUAACAAAGAUGCGCCAAGUACAGAAGAGCUGGAGAUGGAGCUGGAGACCCUGGAUAUUAAUGACGAUACUCUGGAGAUGGAAGCAGUAGAUGAGGCAGAGGUGGAUGACCUUACAAAAAAAUUACUUGAUGAACAAGAACAAGAAGAUGAAGAAGCAAGCACAGGCUCCCACCUGAAGCUGAUAGUGGAUGCCUUUCUUCAACAAUUACCAAACUGUGUCAACAGAGACUUGAUAGACAAGGCUGCAAUGGAUUUCUGUAUGAAUAUGAACACCAAAUCUAACAGAAGAAAGCUUGUCCGAGCCCUUUUCACAGUUCCCAGGCAGCGGCUGGAUUUACUUCCGUUUUAUGCUCGCCUUGUUGCUACAUUGCAUCCUUGCAUGUCUGAUGUUGCAGAGGACCUUUGCUCUAUGCUAAAAGGAGACUUCAGAUUUCAUGUACGGAAGAAGGACCAGAUCAAUAUUGAAACAAAAAACAAGACUGUAAGAUUUAUAGGAGAGCUGACAAAGUUCAAGAUGUUUUCUAAAUCUGACACUCUUCACUGUUUAAAGAUGCUACUAUCUGACUUCUCUCAUCACCACAUUGAAAUGGCCUGUACACUUCUGGAGACAUCUGGCCGAUUUCUCUUCAGGACACCAGAAUCCCACUUGAGGACCAGUGUCCUUUUGGAACAAAUGAUGCGGAAGAAACAAGCCAUGCACUUAGAUGCCCGCUAUGUCACCAUGGUAGAGAAUGCAUAUUAUUAUUGUAACCCACCACCAGUUGAAAAAACUGUGAGGAAAAAGCGACCACCACUUCAAGAGUAUAUUCGCAAACUCCUUUACAAGGACCUGUCCAAAGUCACCACAGAAAAGGUGCUACGACAGAUGAGAAAAUUGCCCUGGCAGGAACCAGAGGCAAAAAAUUAUUUAAUCUGUUGUAUGGUUAACAUCUGGAAUUUAAAGUACAACAGUAUCCACUGUGUAGCGAACCUGCUAGCAGGGCUGGUGGCAUAUCAGGAGGAUGUGGGCAUCCAUGUGGUGGAUGGGGUGCUUGAGGACAUCAGACUGGGAAUGGAGGUUAACCAGCCCAAGUUCAAUCAAAGACGAAUCAGCAGUGCUAAAUUUUUGGGGGAAUUGUACAACUAUAGAAUGGUAGAAUCAGCAGUGAUCUUCCGGACGUUGUAUUCCUUUAUUUCAUUUGGUGUAAGUCCUGAUGGAACUGCCAGUCCACUAGAUCCUCCAGAGCAUCUGUUCCGAAUCCGUUUGGUUUGUACUGUUCUGGAUACAUGUGGACAAUACUUUGACAGAGGAUCAAGCAAAAGAAAACUUGACUGUUUUCUUAUCUACUUCCAGCGUUAUAUCUGGUGGAAGAAGAGUUUAGAUAUCUGGACCGAAGGCCAUCCAUUCCCUAUUGAUAUUGAUUACAUGCUCAGUGAUACCUUAGAGCUGCUGCGACCAAAGAUGAAACUGUGUUGCUCUCUGGAAGAGGCUGUUCGGCAAGUGACUGUCUUGGAGCGUGAGUUCCUGGUUAAACUAGGGCUAGCUAAUGACAAAGACUCAAAAGAUUCGAGCGGUAUUAGAGAAGGAGAAGCCAUGGAAGAGGAAGAUGAAGAUGAUGAUGAGGAAGGUGGUGAGACUGAGGAGCAGUCUGGAAAUGAGAGUGAAAUGAAUGAGCCUGAAGAAGAGGAGGGAUCGGAGAACGAGGAGGAAGAGGGUGAGAGAGAGGAGGAAGAGGAGGAGAACACUGACUACCUGACUGAUUCUAAUAAAGAAAACGAAACUGAUGAAGAAAACAAUGAGGUAACGAUAAAGGGUGGAGGUCUCAAACAUGUUGCCUGUGCAGAGGAUGAAGACUUCAUCCAGGCCUUGGAUAAGAUGAUGCUGGAGAACCUUCAGCAACGCAGUGGCGAGUCAGUAAAAGUACACCAGCUGGAUGUAGCCAUUCCUCUGCAGCUGAAGAGCCAGCUAAAGAAAGGACCCCCACCUACAGGAGGGGGGGAAGGAGACACUGAGAUUGUAGACACCAUGCAGUUUGUGAUGUUAACGAGGAAGGGCAACAAGCAGCAGUUUAAGAUCCUAAAUGUUCCGUUGUCAUCCCAUCUUGCUGCCAACCACUUCAGUCAGCAGCAAGUGGAGCAGGAGGAGAGGAUGCGCAUGAAGAAACUCACCCUGGACAUUAAUGAACGGCAAGAGCAGGAGGAUUAUCAGGAGAUGUUGCAAUCCCUAGCACAGCGCCCAGCCCCUGCUAACACAAACCGGGAAAGGAGGCCCCGUUACCAACAUCCCAAAGGAGCGCCGAACGCCGAUCUCAUCUUCAAGACUGGAGGAAGGAGACGCUGAUAGAAGCAGCGAGUGUUGGUUCAGUUUACCCACUCUGUCUCUAAUACUGUGGGUAAUGACGUCCUCAAUCACUUGAAUGAGAACAGCAGACACAUCUCACCAUGGCUGGAGAGUGAUCAGAACGGGGGGCUCCCUUUCGUCCAAGCUAGGGGUCAUUCCUGCCAGACCAACAGCAGAAUAAAGUGGCAUCCUAAACAAUUACACUUAUCGCGAGAAUGAGCACAUUUGUCAGAUAGCCCAAUUAUACCCGAGUAGCUGGACUGGAGGUAGAAGAGUAAAGGCGCGCAGAGGGAUCAUUUCUCGUGUCCAAGACGUUUCGAGUUAAACACACUGGUCUUUUGUUUUCAGAAAUCUUUACAAAUUAACAUUAUUCUGAUACUAAUGCUCCUGUAAGAGAAAAAACUGAGAAAAAUACAUUCACCAGAGAGGGAAAGUAUACGUAUACAUGUAGGUAAGGGCUAACCAGCAGCUAAUGAACUGUGCAAGUGAGUUAACAAUGGUCUGUCAGCAGGUAUGUUGAUCAAAGGGAAAGCAGAAGCUAGGAAGCAUUACCACGUUUUUUUUUUCCUCUGCUGCUUAUGGCUAUAUCAAAUUAGAAUGAUAGGUAUAUUGCAAGUGAAAGAAGGCUUCAAGUUGUUUGUGUUUAGAAUUUGACUGACUUAUUUGUGUGUACACUUUUAAAAUAAGUGUGCUACACCCUGGGACAGAACUGUGAUGUACACUUAAGUUACAAACUUUACAAACUGUGUAAAAAUUUGGUCUCAAGGGAGAGAACCAUCAUGGUCCAUCAACCAGCUAGUUGUAAAAAUAAUAAAUAAAUAAAAAUUGUUUGUAAUUAGAUUAAAUGGGUUCAAUAAAUCAUCUACAGCUUUUUUCCCCUAGUUCCAUUGAAAUAAGUACAACUGCCAUGCAAGCAUUGAGAAUACAACUCCAACUUUGUAAAUUCUGUUGAAAAAAUACAUAUUUUCAUUUCAUUUCAUGUUAAAGUCUUUGCUUGUAGAAGUGUUGUUAUUGUUUGUUUAAUUCAAGAGCUGCAUGGCUUUACUCAUCAGCUGUAAACAUUUGUGACCUGCCAAUAUUGUAGUAAACUGUUAUGACAGAAAUAGUCUUGUGUCAUUCUUUUCGCUAAAGGAACUGCACUAAACUAAAAUUAGUGUUCAUUAACAUAAUUGUGAAUGUAACAGAGUAGCAGUAUGACCCUAUCUGAUUAUAAAGACAAAGGCACGCUUCAUAAAUAAUUGUAUGCAGCUGUUUUGCCCUGUAAGGUAUUUUUUAUACCUGUGUCUGCUUAAAAAUAAUGUUGAACAAAUAUGACACGCCAGUAAAAG